Neltuma alba is the source of this 1502-nucleotide messenger RNA. Its product is annotated as E3 ubiquitin-protein ligase PUB23-like. The record is from RefSeq and is a predicted model, not a curated record. The transcript has a single exon. The coding region runs from base 40 to 1251 and encodes 403 amino acids. Gene Ontology annotation, biological process: protein ubiquitination. Gene Ontology annotation, molecular function: ubiquitin protein ligase activity. NCBI's taxonomy places the organism in Eukaryota, Viridiplantae, Streptophyta, Magnoliopsida, Fabales, Fabaceae.
CAUCAAAAUCCAUUCUUUCUCGGCUUCUUGAUCGAUCAUAUGGAUCACGAGAUUGAUGUCCCUCCCUUCUUUAUCUGCCCCGUUUCAUUGGAAAUCAUGAAGGAUCCGGUGACCGUGUCCACCGGUAUUACCUACGACCGCGAGAGUAUUGAGAAAUGGCUGUUCUCAGGGAAGAGCAUGACCUGCCCAGUCACCAAACAACCCCUAUCGGACGACACCGAUCUCACCCCCAACCAUACCCUUCGCCGAUUGAUUCAGGCCUGGUGUACCAUGAACGCUUCUCACGGCAUCGAAAGGAUCCCCACGCCCAAGCCCCCAGUCACCAAGACCCAGAUUUCCAAGCUCAUCAGAGACGCUUCCCGAUCACCUCACUCCCUGACUCGAUGUCUCCGAGAACUCAAAUCUAUUGCUUCCGACAGCGAAACAAACAGACGCUGCAUGGAAGCUUCGGGUGCUGUUGAGUUCUUAGCAUCCAUUAUAUCCACAGCCUCACCGCAGGUGGAGCCUAACCAAGACGAGGCCCUAAGUAUCCUCCACAGCCUCCACGUCUCGGAAGCUAGCUUAAAAUCUCUCAUAACCUUCAGAAAUGGAGGGCUAAUAGAUUCCUUAACCACAGUCAUGCAGAAAGGAGUCUACGAGUCACGAGCGUAUGCAGUCCUUUUACUGAAUUCAAUGUUCCAAGUCGCUGAUUCUUCACGCUUGUUCAACAUAAGAUAUGAGCUAUUCGUUGAAUUAGUGCAGAUUCUCAAAGAUCAAAUCUCCCAGCAGGCUACAUACGCGACGCUGCAAACACUGAUCCAGCUCUGCCCGUGGGGAAGAAACAGGCACAGAGCAGUAAAAGUAGGGUGUGUUUGGGAACUGAUAGAACUGCUUCUGGAUUGUGAGGAGAGGAAGGUGUGUGAGAUGAUGCUAGUGUUGUUGGAUAUGCUGUGUAGUUGUGCUGAGGGAAGAGCAGAGCUGUUGAGGCACGGGGCAGGGCUAGCCGUCGUGUCGAAGAAGAUUCUGAGGGUUUCGACUAUGGCGAACGAGAGGGCGGUGAGGAUUCUGCUGUCUGUUUCCAAGUCCUCGGCGACUGCCAGUGUUGUGCAGGAAAUGAUACAAGUGGGUGCGAUGGGGAAGCUGUGUUUGGUGAUGCAAAUGGAGAGUGGGAGCAAGACGAAGGAGAAAGCUAGAGAGAUUCUCAAACUCCAUGCUCUCGCAUGCAAGAACUCUGCAUGCAUGCCCAGCAGUUUGGGUUCAUACUUAGCUUGAACGCCGAGCAGAUUUGGCUUUCCGAUCUCUUGAUUUUACUAUUUCAAGUCGCUCUUUUUGGUUUUGUCGUAUUGUUUGUACAGGAACACAAAGUUGUUUGGACAGGAACGUAUUAUGAACAUCCAUUGGCAUCAAGUAUGGCCCAUUAAGGAAAGGUUCGGUGUCAAAUUGGGUUUCUCCGCACAGUUUCUGAUAAUGCGACAAUAAGGGGAGGCUAAUUAGGUGUCAAAUGUGGCACAUAUAUAAAUGGG